Molecule: messenger RNA, 773 nt
Organism: Polistes dominula (European paper wasp)
Lineage: Eukaryota; Metazoa; Arthropoda; Insecta; Hymenoptera; Vespidae
Product: histone H2A
Cellular component (GO): nucleosome
Molecular function (GO): protein heterodimerization activity; structural constituent of chromatin; DNA binding
Source: RefSeq, a predicted model, not a curated record
CCGCGCAAAUGAACACCGACCCAACAGUCGCCGCCAAAAAAUCUGACGUCCUGCAGCGUAUCUCUUUUGUCGUCGUAGUUUUAACGAGUUGCAACGGUUUCUCAUUCUUUCUCUAGCAGUCUAAUCGUGUACAAGUAGUCUUAUAGUAGAUUCAUAGUAAUUCGAAAAAGUUCAUCGAGCAUUUGCUGUCAUUUUUCUUGUGAUUUAGAUUGAAAUCAUCUUAAAUAAAGUGAAAAAAUGUCGGGUCGUGGAAAGGGUGGAAAAACUAAGGGAAAGGCAAAGACCCGUAGCAGUAGGGCAGGGCUACAGUUCCCGGUCGGAAGAAUCCAUCGACUUUUAAGAAAAGGAAAUUAUGCUGAACGCGUCGGUGCCGGUGCUCCUGUAUAUCUCGCCGCUGUGAUGGAAUAUUUAGCGGCUGAAGUACUCGAGUUGGCUGGAAAUGCCGCAAGAGACAACAAAAAAACCAGAAUCAUUCCACGUCAUCUACAGCUAGCUAUUCGUAAUGACGAAGAAUUGAACAAGUUAUUGUCAGGUGUUACUAUCGCUCAAGGCGGUGUUUUACCUAAUAUUCAAGCAGUUCUUUUACCGAAAAAGACUGGUACUGGUGGAGCCGGAAAGGGUGACAAAGCUUCCCAAGAAUAUUAGAUUAAACAUUUAUUAUAUAAAAUAUCUUAGGAAUGCGUCUUAUUCCGGAAACCUGAAAUGUUCACAGGCACAGUUUAUCUUAAUAACAUUGUGUCAAUUGAAUACAUUUGAAUCUUCUAUACUGACAA